UCGCCAGGCCGAGGGCUUGACCGCCCCGGCUCACCCUUAAUCCCAAAGGGCCAGCUAGAAGGGCGCCUGCCGAGGCUGAAUUUCCGCCCUCCGCCAGUCCCACCGGCUCCCCUUCUUUGUUGAGGGGUGGAAGGUACCUCGCCAUUAAAGAGGAUCCAGGUUGACUCCUUUUGAGUUCCUUAAGGGGGGGGGAGGAGAAGCGCCGAGAUUAGUAGUAGCCGCGCCCGAGAAACAGGAGCGGCCGCGCUUGUCAAGAGUCAAAUUAAUUACACGCUCCCCUCCCCCCACUUCGUCGGCUACUCGCCGCUCCGCACGCAGGACUUGGCCAUUGAAGAGAAAAAAAAAUCCCAACAAAGUUGGCUCGAUUCCUGAUUGCAGCGUUGUUACUUGACGGAGCGGUAUGAGAAGUUUACAACCAGUUCUGCAAUGAGCAAACAGCUAUUACCAAAGAAGAUGCCUUUGGAUUUUAGGAAUGUCUGUGUCCUUCUGCCAGAUCGAGACCAGCUCAGUUUGACUGUUGGGGUAAAAGCCACAGGACAGGAACUCUUUGAUCAAGUUUGUGAUGUACUGAAAAUUAAAGACCCUCACUUCUUUGGCAUCAGCGUUGUAAAAAAUAAUGAAUAUGUAUUUAUUGAUCUGGAGCAGAAGCUUUGUAAAUAUUUUGUAAAGGAGUGGAAGAAAGAAGGAAGCAGAGGAACAGAAAAGUUCAUCCCUCCUUUGGUUGCAUUCUUCAGAGUACAGUAUUAUGUAGAAAAUGGACGAGUUAUAAGUGACAGAGUGGCCCGGCAUUAUUACUACUGCCAUCUGAGGGAACAAGUGUUGAAGUCGCGAUGCACCAACAAAGAAGAAAUCUACUUCCUACUGGCUGCUUAUGGCCUGCAGGUUGACCUUGGUGACUACAAAGAUAAUGUCCAUGGAGAAAACUAUUUUGAACCACAGACAUAUUUCCCUCAGUGGAUCAUUGCCAAACGGGGGAGUGACUACAUCCUGAAGCAUGCACCGGAGAUGCACCGAGAACAGAAAGGGCUGACAACCAGAGAAGCAAUUCUGAAGUAUGUGAAGGAGUCGUGUCUGCUGGAAGAUGUCCCUGUCCACUUCUACAGAUUGCAUAAGUGGUCAAAGAAAAAGAGGUAUCGAGAAUCCUACAUCAGUGAUACUUUGGAGAUAGAUUUUGAUCCAUCCGAUAAGCAAUCUCACAACAGUGGGAGCAGCAGAGGAAGUGAGAGCAACAACCGCCUAUCUCGACAGUCUACUGACAGCCAUGGCAGUUCACACACCUCUGGCAUUGAGGCUGACUCAAGACAACACAUAUCCAUGGAGAUGUCUGUGGACGAACCCUUUGGGAUGGAUCCAAUCCAUCAGAAGGAGCAGUCUUGCAGUUCCAACAUCAGUUACAGUAGCUCUGGAAUUGAUAGCAGCAGCAAAGAUAAAGCCGAAAAUGACUUGCCCGAUGAUGAGGUGGAAUUGGCUGUAGAUGAGCCAGACACUUUACCUGCGGAUGAAUGUCAUUUUGAAGAAAUGUUCUAUGAGGAAUCUGUUGAUUCUCAGGCAAAAGAUGAUAUUUGGUGCCAAGAUAUUGACAAGCAUCCUCUAUCUGCGGUACAUGUCACCGUAAUAAAGGUCAAAGGCCAGAGUGCGGACUCGCUUAAUCAGAUUGCCCUACCCAAAGCAGCAAUGUCCCCAGAGCAGCACAGCCAAAGUCUAGAUGACGUCCGUCUGCGUAAAUGUCUACAUCCACCACUGAGUACCACGUUGUCUUCGGAUACCUCUCACAGUUAUACAUUUGGUUGUGCCUUAGACUUAGAGGAUAAGCUAGCCAACUAUGGAUAUGUGUAUUCAACAGCCGAUUGUAAAACUAAGUCAGCCCUCUAUGGAAAGAGGUCCAUGAACUGCUUGUCUUUAGAUCUCUUGGGAGAAGAUCCGUUCCCAGAAGAAUUUGUGGUGUAGCCACAUGGCGGAAGUCUCUCGGACCACCUUUUCAGAGCAUCUGCAAAACAAUUGAAUUGCUACUGUUGGAAAACAGUACAUGCAUAAGUAUCUUAAAUAUCUCAUUGGAACAUUUUGUCACUAAGAAUACAGCUGGCAAAGGAUCUCAAAUAGUGAAUGUCCAACCUAAAAGUCUUUCCCCUGAGUCUGGUGCAUCAGACACUUUGUUUUUCACCUGGUUGUACUAUGUAUAAUUUAGUGGGGCAUUUCUAUUUUCAUGAAAGCUUGUAACUUCCAUUGUUCUUGGCUUCAUCAAGAUAGAAUAUCCAUUUUUAUAAACUGUUCUUUUUGUUGUUGUUGUUAAAUUCAUGACUCUCCUUCCAACUUUUUUUUAAUUAUAAACAACCUUUUUGCCUAUUUUCAAUGUGAAUAAAUUAAUAUAGGUGGGGAAAACUU
Notechis scutatus (mainland tiger snake) is the source of this 2382-nucleotide messenger RNA. Lineage: Eukaryota; Metazoa; Chordata; Lepidosauria; Squamata; Elapidae. The record is from RefSeq and is a predicted model, not a curated record.